AUGAAGGCUGGAGAUGGAGAUUCUAGGUAUGCCAAAGCGUCUUCAAGUCAGUUAAAUGCGAUUCAAGCUAUGAAACCAAUUCUAGAGCGCGCCAUUUGUGAGAAUAUGAGAUUGAAGUCUAAUGUGGGGGGAAUAUUUAGGAUAGCAGAUUUCGUGUGUGGUUUUGGGAACAGUACUCUUGUGGUGGUAGUCACCAUUGUCAGUGCUGUGAAACGCUCGUUUGAGGAACAUGAGAUGCCAGAAUUUGAGUUGUCUCAUGAUAAGACGCAAAUGCAGGUGCCAGAGAGUAUUCAACAAGGAAACUCUCUUCAUGUUUACGUUUCAGGUGAUUGUGAGGAGUCAGUGGGAGCUGCGUAUCUACACCAGUUUGAUAUAGACUUCACAGCGUUUCUAAAGGCACGGGCAGAGGAGAUCGUUGAUGGGGGAUGCAUGCUUAUAUAUCUGCCAGGUCGUAAUGCAGGAACCCACAUGAAGGAGGAGCAAGGCAUUUUGGGCUAUCUUGCGCAUAACGUGGACUGUGCAUUUGAGGAGCUAGUUAAUGAGGUGGGCAUUAUUGAAAGAGAGAAAUGGGAAUCAUUUAACAUACCUUAUUUUGGUCCAAAUUCAAGAGAAAUGGAAAGCAUUGUGAAGAGAGAGGGAUCAUUUGCUUAG
Molecule: messenger RNA, 651 nt
Organism: Cryptomeria japonica (Japanese cedar)
Lineage: Eukaryota; Viridiplantae; Streptophyta; Pinopsida; Cupressales; Cupressaceae
Product: loganic acid O-methyltransferase-like
Exons: 4
Coding region: 1-651 (216 amino acids)
Biological process (GO): methylation
Molecular function (GO): S-adenosylmethionine-dependent methyltransferase activity
Source: RefSeq, a predicted model, not a curated record